AUGUGGAAACACUAUGAUCGACCAUUUGCUUUCCUUGCAAGAAUCACAGGAGAGAUUCAGAAUGUGGAAACUCGAUCACCACUUUUCAAGAAUCAACUGAAUGCUAUACAGAUUAAAAUGGAAUUGGCAAUGUCUAAUUUCCUUAAUCAUCUGGUUUUGAAGAAGGUUAGAGCUGAGUUAGAUGCUUUUCUUGGCUAUAAACAAUUAUUAGAUGAGACUGAUCUUCCCAAACUCCAGUACCAGCAAAAUACUAUUGUCGAGAACCUCCGAUUAUACCCGACAACCCCUGUCAUAACUCCUCAUAUGUCCUCUGAUUGUUGUACAGUAGGAGGAUACAGUAUACCACCUAAAACUAUUUUGCUGGUCAAUGCAUGGGCUAUUCAUAGGGACAAUAAAUUAUGGGAUGAUCCAACAUGUUUCAAUCCUGAAAGAUUUGAUACCGCCGAGGUCAAUGCCUAUAAGCUUUUGCCAUUUGGUUUGGGAAGGAGGGCAUUCCCUGGGAUGGGCUUGGCCAACCGCAUCAUUGGCUUGACUUUGGGGUCGUUGAUUCAAUGUUUCGAGUGGGAGAGAAUCAAUGAGAAGCCUAUCAACAUGGUUGAAGGAACAGGUGGCUUAGCCAUGCCUCAGAAUGAGCCACUGGAAGCCUUAUGCAAAGUUCGUUCAGUGAUGGAUAAUAUUGUAGCUAUUGCAUGA
Molecule: messenger RNA, 693 nt
Organism: Durio zibethinus
Lineage: Eukaryota; Viridiplantae; Streptophyta; Magnoliopsida; Malvales; Malvaceae
Source: RefSeq, a predicted model, not a curated record